AUGGCAUUUCCACCAGAGCCUUCCGCUUCCAUCAAUUGGAAGAGCCUUGGAUUCAGCAUAUCAGAUGUGAACGGACAUAUUGAAGCCAAAUGGAGCAGCAAAACUGGCUCCUGGGGCCCUCCCACUUUCGUCACCGACCCCUAUAUCCGUUUGCAUGGUCUUGCACCGGCUCUCAACUACGGUCAGCAAGCUUAUGAGGGCUUGAAAGCAUUGCGGACGGCAGACAAUAGAAUCCUAAUAUUCCGCCCUAACAAAAAUGCUGCUCGAUUUGCCUACUCUGCUUCCUUCAUCUCUAUUCCCCCGGUUCCUGAGGAAUUAUUUGUGGAAUGUGUGCAUGCCGCGGUUGCUUUGAAUGCAGAGUUCGUUCCACCGCAUGAGACUGGCGCUGCAAUGUACAUUCGACCCCUUAUUUUUGGUUCUGGGCCUGAAUUAAGAUCCCAACCUCCUGCCGAAUUUACCCUUUGUGUAUAUGUGAAUCCAGUAGGCACUUAUCACGGUGCUCAUCCAGUCAAGGCACUUGUCAUGGAAGAAUACCAUCGGGCAGCACCUAAAGGAACUGGGUCAGCCAAAAUUGGAGGCAACUACGCCCCAGUAAUGAGGUGGCAGAGGCAGGCGGCUGAGCAGGGKUAUGGAAUUACCCUGCAUUUAGAUGCAAAAACGGACUCUGAGAUUGAUGAGUUCUCGAGUAGCGGCUUUAUUGGCGUGAAAAAAGACAAAGAAAAUAACAUCACUCUUGUCCUCACCAAUAGCAAGAACAUCAUUGACAGCAUAACAGUUGACUCAUGUUUGGCUAUUGGUAAGAGCCUCGGUUGGAGCGUUGAAGUGCGCCCUAUCAAGUACGAAGAGAUUGGAUCGUUCUCUGAGGUGUUGGCUGCCGGAACUGCCGCUGCCCUGCUGCCAAUUCGUUCGAUAACCCGCCCCUCCACAUCUGAGACAAUCUCUUAUAUCGAUGAUUCCUCCGAGGAACCUGGUCCAGUAUGCUCAACCCUUCUGUCUACCUUGAAGGGCAUCCAGUCGGGAAAGAUCAAGGACAAUUUUGGAUGGACGUUUCCUGUGAAUGGCGUAGAUCCAAAGCAGUAUGCCGCCUAG
Molecule: messenger RNA, 1089 nt
Organism: Talaromyces amestolkiae
Lineage: Eukaryota; Fungi; Ascomycota; Eurotiomycetes; Eurotiales; Trichocomaceae
Exons: 3
Coding region: 1-1089 (362 amino acids)
Biological process (GO): branched-chain amino acid metabolic process
Molecular function (GO): branched-chain-amino-acid:2-oxoglutarate transaminase activity
Source: RefSeq, a predicted model, not a curated record